AUGAGCACCAGCGAAGCCGGUAGCACGCCAAGCAAGAAUCGUGAAGGCCCUCCAACCUGGAAUGGUGCAGCAGAAACUUUCCAAUCUUACGAAGAAGCAGCAAGGUUGUAUGAGCAAACAACGCCCUACCAGAAGAGAUACCUGUGCGGGCCAAAGCUGCAGAAUGCAUUGGAAGGUGCUGCGCUCAGAUUGGUUGUGGGCAAGCGACCCGAUUGGUUGUCAGAUGCUGGAGGGGUCAACCGCUUGUUAGCGCAUCUGCGUCAGUGCUUGGGAAAGCCUCAGAUGCCCGAACUGACAGACCUGCUCAGUCGGUACUUUCGGAUGACCAAGCGCAAGGCUGGAGAAACCAUGAAUGGUUACAUCACACGCAAGUGUGAAGUCUAUGUCCGGUGGUGCCGAACUGGUACCAAGAUCGGCGUCCGAGCGACGCGUCCUGGUCGAGCUACACUGGCAGCGCAGGUGGAGCGGCUGGUGAAGGACUGGGAACGUGGACAGGGAUGGUGGAGCCACCAGUGGUAUCCCAACUCCUGGUCACGGGGAUACGGCAGCGACUGGCAGUGGAACUCAUGGAACAGCUCAGACUGGACCUCAGAUUCCCGACCAACAACGGACCUUUAUGCAGAGGUGGUUCCAGAGUUCAUCCAGGCAUGGCUUCUCCUUUCCGAUGCCAAUCUCGAGACGCAGGAGCGGAAUCUCAUCGUGACUGCCCUCCAAGGAGAGUUGAACCUGCAACGAGUGGCCCAAGAGCUGAGGACGCAUUUUCCUGACUCAGAAGUCCAGCGACGCGAUGGUCAGAGGCGCCAACAUGGGUACUUGGGCAGCAUCGAAGAGGAGGAGUCCGAGGAUGAGCCUGGAACUGCCGAGAGCCAGUUCCAAGCCGAGACGGAACUCACCGAGGAAGGCUUUGCAGCCUGGACAGAGGCAGAAGUCGAACGCCAGCAAGCUCUCGCUGCGGUGCAGCAUGCGAGAAGGACCUUGAAGGGUGCCAGGGAGCGACAGAAGAUGGUCAAGCUGAAUCGUCAGUACUUCAGAGGUUUUUCCAGCAGCCGGGGUUCGGACACCCGGCCAGAUGAGAAGCUUACAUGCUUGAGGUGUGGUCAGACAGGCCACAGGGCAGCGAACUGCCCAGCACCACAGCCCAAGGAGGGCAACCGCAAGGCCGAGAUGGCACCUUUCGUGUGCUACACAUCAACGCCGGAUGCCGAGCAGAGUCAGGACCAAGGACUUGAUGAUUCACCAUGUGUAUGUUUCACGUGUGGCCCAAGCUUGGAGCAGGCCCUGCAGAGUGGACAGAUGCCAGAGACCUCCAUGACGACCUCGGAGGCCCUCAACAUGGGAAAGGCUAUCAUAGACUGUGGGGCAACCAAGUCACUUGGCUCUGUGUACGCUCUGGAAAAAGUGAUGCAGCUCAGCGCCAAUGGGGUCAAUCAUGUGGAUGUGAACGAUAAACCUGUCUUUGGGUUUGGAAACUCAUCUGAAGACCGCUGCGUGAGCACUCUUCAUUUGAAUCUUCAGGCAGGGGGCCGACCUGGCCAACUGAAGAUACACGCCCUUGACAAGGGCUCUGCUCCCAUUUUAUUUUCCGUAGCAUCACUGAAAGCGCUCGUUCAGAAGUGCCAUCUACUUCAAGCUCUUGUGACUUCCCCCGUGAUCCUCAUCAUGUCCGACCUGACUCGCGAUCAGCUCAGGGCGGCCUUGAAGGCCAUGGGCGAAGAGCCGCCUAUCGCCUGGACCAAGAUGGAGCUCCGUUUUCGGUUGCAGGAGAUCACCGGCGAGGACCUCAGUCUCUCCUACAAGAAGCUGAGUCAAGGGCCACCCUCGGAGUAUCAGGAGUGGCUUCGUCAGCUGAAGCAAGCCAAGACCAAGAAGGCCACGCUCCAGAAGUUUGUGAGCGACAAGCUCAAGUUGACCAACGUGGACAACAUGACGAUCGCCCAACUGGAGAUCCAUGCUCUCCGCAAGAUCUACGAGAUUGCAAAGCCGCAUCAUUCGGAUCCGCUAGGAUUCGGGAAACACGGCUCCAAGAGUUAUCUCACUGUUCAGGAGGAGGAGCGGGGAUACUGCUCCUGGAUCAGCAAGACCGCUCGCGAAGACCCGAACGGUUGCGACCCGCGGCUGCUCAGGUUCAGUCAAUGGCUGGAGAUGUGCAACAAGGAGGAGAUGAUUCCAGAGGACAGGAGUGUCACCAAGAUCAAGGUGCCGGCUCAGGCGAUGAAGCCUCCCAAGAGGGAGGCCACGGCGGAAGACCCCGCCAGCGAGGUGGACAAGAUGAAAGAAGAACAGAAGCCCCGGAAGAAGGGCACGAAGCCUCGCGAGCCGGAGUCCGACACCUCCAGCUACCAGAUGGUGAUGCAGACCGAGGAGGAGGUCCAAGAGUUGUGUGGAGAUGCGAGUGCAGCUAGUCGUUGCAGUUGGUGGAACAAUUGUGAUUUGGCCACCGAUGCUGGUGUUCGCUUGGUCUUGAAUCGGCUGCCGAUCUUUCAGUCCCUUCAGACCAAGUACAACAUGUACCAAGCUGUCUCCAAGGGUUGCCGCGUAAAUCUACGGGAUAAGGCCGGGGUCCUCAUGCAGAAGGGACCCGAAAGGCUUCCAGAAGAGUUUGUGGUUGAGAGUGCUACAGAGGAUCUAGAGAAGGCAGCUAGGCUGAGGGCCGAAGCUGAGAAGGCGCAUGGGCAGGAGAGCACGCCAUGGACAUAUACCCGCGUCGCCGCAGAAAUUGGCGGAAACCAGUUUCAGGAUGUGUCCGGCGACAUUCCUUCAUCAACAGAAUGGUCAAGAGCUCAAGAUGUCCUUCAAGAACUCCCACCAGUGCGAUUCCGCUUCCGGGGGAAGAGGGCGCAACCGGAACCUCUGGAGAUCCCGGAAGAGGCAGAGAGCGAUGGAGCGACAAGCUCGCGUAAUCGGGCCAUGUUUUCGAACGAUUUUCUUUCAAACAUGUCAGCCAACGUUCCUGGAGAAAGGUGGUAUGAUCAUGUGCCAGAAUCAGCCUGGUUCACAGAGACGUCAGAUUACUGGCAAGACAGAGCUGCAGCCAUUGAGGUUGAAAUUCCACUUCCCGAAUCUCGACAAGGCCUGGAACAAGCAACCCGCAAUCUUGAAGCUUACUUCACAGGUGCCCUGAAACGACGGGCCGUGGAAGUUUCCGAAAAGCGACUUUCUCCUGAAGAUCGACUACGCUUCCAAGAGGCAAAGAGUAUUGAGAUCAAAAAUUACUUGGCAGCUCAAGCUUUUGAGGUGUUGCCUCGUCAUCUUCAACCCUCCAGGGAGAGGGCCAUACAAAUGCGAUGGCUGUUGACGUGGAAAGUUAAAGACGAUGGGAGCACCAAACCAAAAGCUCGCUGCGUUAUCCUGGGUUAUCAAGAUGAAGCGUACGAGCACCGUGCAACUUCGGCACCAGUGAUGACGAAGCAGCCCGACAAGAACAGCAAACCUCGAGCAAUGGUCGUGGGCCACGUCGACGACUUCUUGUUUGCUGGUUCCGAUCAUGAUCAAGGAUUUAAGCUGUCCCAAGAAGCCUAUGCCAUCACCAUCCCAGAGAUCCCUAUCAACAGUAGUCGACG
Messenger RNA from Symbiodinium pilosum, 3560 nucleotides. NCBI's taxonomy places the organism in Eukaryota, Dinophyceae, Suessiales, Symbiodiniaceae. The record is from the annotation of a GenBank genome assembly.